GUGUAGGUGAAAUGGUAGAGCCUCAGGGGAAAUAGAUGCUGUGCUCUUAUGCUGAAGUUUAGCACUUUGUCCUGACUGGUUCUCUAGCAGCAGUGCGAUGGGCUACUCCUUGUACACUUACAAAGUCAGCAUGCUUCUUGCCGCUCACAUUUAUGCCUAAUCCGGAGGGCAACCUGGAGCUAGGUAAAGGCUGCAGAAGUGUGUGGACAAAGGACACCGACUGCAAAUAUUUGAAAAGCAAUCAGUGGAGCAGUCUUUGAAACAACAAAGGGAAGCAUUCAUCAAGAAGAGGCCCUGUGGCAGGGUACUUCCAGUUUCCAUGUACUUAAAAUAAUCCACUGGAUUGAAUAAAUACACCUCAGAAAUUUAAGUAUUUCCCUGGAAAGAGUUUCCAGAUUGUUUGAACUUCUCUGGCCGCACAAUACAGGAGGGAAGACUGAAGCUGCAUAGGGACCUACAGCGUCUGCAGCAUGGGCUGGUUCGCUAGGAUUGUCUGUCUUUUCUGGGGAGUAUUACUUACAGCAAGAGCGAACUAUCAAAAUGGGAAGAACAAUGUGCCAAGACUGAAAUUAUCCUACAAAGAAAUGUUGGACUCCAACAAUGUGAUCACUUUCAAUGGCUUGGCUAAUAGCUCUAGUUAUCAUACCUUUCUUUUGGAUGAGGAACGGAGUAGACUGUAUGUUGGAGCAAAGGAUCACAUAUUUUCAUUCAACCUGGUUAAUAUCAAGGAUUACCAAAAGAUUGUGUGGCCAGUAUCUUACACCAAAAGGGAUGAAUGCAAGUGGGCUGGAAAAGAUAUCCUGAAAGAAUGUGCUAAUUUCAUCAAAGUGCUUAAAACUUAUAAUCAGACCCAUUUGUACGCCUGUGGAACAGGGGCUUUCCAUCCAAUUUGCACCUAUAUUGAAAUUGGACAUCAUCCUGAGGACAACAUUUUUAGAUUGGAAGACUCUCAUUUUGAAAAUGGCCGUGGGAAGAGUCCAUAUGACCCUAAACUGCUGACAGCAUCUCUUUUAGUAGAUGGAGAACUGUACUCUGGAACAGCAGCUGAUUUUAUGGGGCGAGACUUUGCUAUCUUCAGAACUCUUGGUCAUCACCACCCUAUAAGGACCGAGCAACAUGAUUCUAGGUGGCUCAAUGAUCCAAGGUUCAUUAGUGCUCACCUCAUUCCAGAAAGUGACAACCCUGAAGAUGAUAAAGUUUAUUUUUUCUUCCGUGAAAAUGCCAUAGAUGGAGAACACACUGGAAAAGCCACUCAUGCUAGAAUAGGUCAGAUUUGCAAGAAUGACUUUGGAGGCCAUAGAAGUCUGGUGAAUAAAUGGACAACAUUCCUCAAAGCUCGUCUGAUUUGUUCAGUACCAGGUCCAAAUGGCAUUGAUACACACUUUGAUGAAUUACAGGAUGUAUUCUUAAUGAAUUCAAAAGAUCCUAAAAAUCCAAUUGUAUAUGGAGUAUUUACAACUUCCAGUAACAUCUUCAAGGGAUCAGCUGUUUGUAUGUACAGCAUGAGUGAUGUGAGAAGGGUGUUCCUUGGUCCCUAUGCUCACAGAGAUGGUCCUAAUUAUCAGUGGGUGCCUUUUCAAGGAAGAGUCCCAUAUCCACGACCUGGAACUUGCCCCAGUAAAACAUUUGGUGGAUUUGAUUCUACAAAGGAUCUUCCUGAUGAUGUUAUAACAUUUGCAAGAAGUCAUCCAGCCAUGUACAACCCAGUGUUUCCUAUUAAUAACCGCCCAAUAAUUAUCAAAACAGAUGUAAAUUAUCAGUUUACACAAAUUGUGGUAGAUCGAGUGGAUGCUGAAGAUGGUCAGUAUGAUGUCAUGUUUAUUGGGACAGAUAUUGGGACUGUUCUGAAAGUAGUAUCAAUUCCUAAGGAGACUUGGCAUGACUUAGAAGAAGUUCUGCUGGAAGAAAUGACAGUUUUUCGGGAACCAACUGUUAUUUCUGCAAUGAAACUUUCCACUAAGCAGCAACAAUUGUACAUUGGCUCCACUUCCGGGGUUGCCCAGCUCCCUUUACACCGAUGUGAUAUUUAUGGGAAAGCCUGUGCUGAAUGCUGCCUGGCCAGAGACCCUUAUUGUGCCUGGGAUGGCUCUUCAUGUUCUCGCUAUUUUCCUACUGCAAAGAGACGCACAAGGCGACAAGAUAUAAGAAAUGGUGACCCACUGACUCACUGUUCUGACUUACAACACCAUGGUAAUCAUCAUAGCCACAGCCUUGAAGAAAAAAUCAUUUAUGGAGUAGAAAAUAGUAGCACUUUCCUUGAAUGCAGUCCAAAAUCACAGCGAGCUCUGAUCUACUGGCAAUUCCAGAGACGGAAUGAAGAGCGAAAAGAGGAGAUCAAAGUGGAUGAACAUAUCAUUAAGACAGAACAAGGUCUUCUACUUCGUAGUUUACAGCGGAAGGAUUCAGGCAAUUACCUCUGUCAAGCUGUGGAGCAUGGAUUUAUGCAAACUCUUCUUAAAGUGACCUUGGAAGUCAUUGACACAGAACAUUUGGAGGAACUUCUCCAUAAAGAUGAUGAUGGAGAUGGCUCUAAGACCAAAGAAAUAUCCAAUAUCAUGACACCUAGCCAGAAGGUCUGGUACAGAGACUUCAUGCAACUCAUCAACCACCCUAACCUAAACACAAUGGAUGAGUUCUGCGAACAAGUUUGGAAAAGGGACCGAAAACAACGUAGGCAAAGGCCGGGACAUGCUCAAGGAAAUAGUAACAAAUGGAAGCACUUACAAGAAAACAAGAAAGGUAGAAACAGGAGGACCCAUGAAUUUGAGAGGGCACCCAGGAGUGUCUGAGCAGCAUUACCUCUAGAAACCUCAAACAAAUAGAAACUUGCCUAGACAAUAACUGGAAAAAAAUGCAAUAUACAUGAACUUUUUUCAUGGCAUUAUGUGGAUGUUUACAGUGGUGGUAAAUGCGAUUGAGUUCCACCAAUUAUAAAUUAAGUCCAUAAGUAACUAAUCUAACAGGCUUUCUUCCUAAACCAACACCUAAUAGAGGUUAGAUGAACACAGAUGUUCACUUUAGCAGACUUAAUGUUUCCUAUGAGAUUUCCAUUGUACAGGUUUCAUUUUCUUCUUUGCCUGAGAAAUAAAAAUGUCACUUGCCAUAUUGCCAUCUAAAGAAGAAAAACUGCAUCAGCAAAGCCAUUUUAUUGAACUAAAAGUUUAAAAUAAACUGCAUGGAUUUACCAAGCUGAUGAAUAUUCCAAAAUGGGGUUGGAUUUAAGGAUACUUUGUGUCGACCAGCACUCAUGCUUAUAUGUACUGGAGGAGUAAAAUGAUACUGAAUGAAAUGGUCUGUGGAAAUAUAGAAAAAAAAACAUAAACCAUCCAUCAUCCUGAAGAAAAAUGGAAUACACUGAUCUACUACUGAUGUCUUCUUUCAGCUUUGAUCUAAAUAUGUAUUUUAUUAAAACUAUAAUUUAAAUGUACCAUGACAAAUAUGCAGUAAAAUUAGCUCUUUUCUAAGCUAGAGUAGGUUUUUGUCUUACAAUUACUGUGCUAUAUAGUUUUGUUUGAAAAAUACGAUUGUGUGCUGCUUUAUUUUAAUAUUUUGUUUUCAGUUCUCCAAGAGAUAGACAAUGUUGUUCUAGAAACACAUAUACAUCACUAACAGUUCUUAAAAUCUGGAUAUAGAUUAUGCUUUACUUUUCUGAAGCAUUUAAACAAGUAAUAUCCCCCCUUCUUUAAGUAUUGGAUUUUAUCUAAAUUAAUUUCAACCUGCAUAAUGUUCUUAGAAAGCAGAACAUUUGAUUGGAAUAAAAAGGGAAGAAAGAAAUUGAUUUGUUAGAUGUAUUUUAUUUUACCUGAGGGUGAGUGAAGAGAAAAAGAACUGCAUACCUCAUGAAAAUAUUAAGCAUUGUUUUAAUAUAGUGUUAAUAAAAAUGUCACUUAAUUCUAUUUUAACUCUUGCAAAUUUGAGACUUAAAAGCUUUUAUGAUUCCUUUAGGAAUUGCAACUGUUUCAUUUACUUUUUUAUGAAGAGUGAUUAGUAAUAUUCAGAACACGUUGAAAACAAGUUUGCCAACUGUUUACAUCUGUGUCAGCUGUCUUUUAUCCACCUUGUUUAUUUAUCUGUCUUAUUAGAGAAAACAUGAUUCUUUUCAUGUUAACAGAACUGAAUUUUAUACAAUUUUCUAUAACAGAACUACAUUUAAACACAUAAAGAUUUGCCUUCUAAAGCAACUUACAAAAUAAAGUUAAAUAUUAAUAACUAAGGGCUUUCCUUUUUUAGCUUCAUAAGAAGGUUACUUGAGAAUCAUUGACUCCAAGAUGUGUAUGAUGUUCAAUUACAGCAGUUCCUUUUACACUGCACUUAUCUUUUCAAUAAUGCCUUCCUAGGUUCCUCAUCAUGCUCAAACUUAAAAAGAAACGUCUUAAUGCUAAUUAGUGAAGCAGCAUUGAAAUUUUAACUCUAGUUGGUAUUUUAAUUAACUUGGUAUUAAUUUUUCACCUUUUGCUGCAGUACUUUUUAAAAACAGUUAUCUGUUAGCUGAAAUAUUUCACAGGUAGAAGCUCAUGUUUCAGAUUUAAUGAUUAUUUUAAUAAAGAAUUUGUUGAUGCCUAUUCUACGCAAAAGCUAAAAAUAUUUUAAAUUCAGUUUUAAGCUCCAUUGAUCAGUAUGGUAUCACUUUUUGAGGUACAUCCUCAAAUGUUAGUUGAAAUGUUAAAUUAUUUGUAGGGCACACUACUACAGAAAAAAUAAAUCAUGUGAAAUGUAAAUCCAAGUACAAAGUGCCCCCAAAAUAAAUCAUUCUUUUUGCUUUCAUAAGACAUUUAAAAUUUUCUAAAAUUCAAUGUUGCAUUUCAUUCUAAACUUGGACAUGAGACAAAUAUAUUUGUGAGAACAGAAGUAUUUCUUUCCUAUUGAUCCUUAAAAUAUUUAAAGGGAUAGAAAUAGUAUAUUAGCUACAAGGAUGCCUUCCAAUAUUUGAAUGCAUUUUACUUAGCAUUAUGGAAUACUAUUAGAAAAUCUAUACCUUAAGGGAAAUAAAAAUAAAUCCAGUGGCAUGUCUUUAUAAAUCAACCAAUCUACAUUUUCCAAAGAAAGCUAUAGAUAUCACUUGCAGGUAAUUACUCUUACUAUAGUCAAUCUUCUGCCAAUGUGAACUGAGAGGGAACAGUUUGCACGAAAUUCUUUAAAAUCUCAUUUUAUUGAGUUCUAAUAAACUUUGACAAGUGCAUGAUCAUCAGAGUUGAAACUUUGUUAGGAGACUCACAUGACCUUAAGCAAAAUUUAAGGUAAGACAAUGGCAGAUCACAGAAGGAAAGUGUGGCGUAGUUAUAAUCAAAUGGAUAAUGCAAAUGCAUGUAAAUGCACACUUAAUGCUUCUUUUAUGAUUUAUUUAGUGUUUUCAAUGGUAUGUGUUUAAGAUUUUGCUACCUACACAGUAGACAAAAAAUAUGUAAAUAAUUUUGAGAAAAAGAGGAAGAGCUAUGUAAAAUGCAAAUUUUUAUAGGUACUCUAUUUCAAUGUGCUUAACAUCAUUCUAAAAUGCAAGAUUAUCCAACACAAAUGACAAGGUGGUUUAUGUGGUACUUCAAGGCAAAAGGCAUGUGUCCAUUCUCUAAGCAUGUUUGCUGCCAGGUAGUAAAUAUGUUCCAUAUCUGUAUCACUGCAUUUCAGAUGGGAACUAGAAAACUGGAGAAUAAAAUGUACUGAAACUGCUGCUGUAAAUUAUUCCUUUUAGCAUGUAUUUGGUUGAAAAAUACACAUUUCUUCAAACUA
Messenger RNA from Erinaceus europaeus (western European hedgehog), 5724 nucleotides. RefSeq names its product semaphorin 3A (gene SEMA3A). The transcript is spliced from 20 exons. NCBI's taxonomy places the organism in Eukaryota, Metazoa, Chordata, Mammalia, Eulipotyphla, Erinaceidae. Gene Ontology annotation, biological process: semaphorin-plexin signaling pathway; motor neuron axon guidance; neural crest cell migration. Gene Ontology annotation, molecular function: chemorepellent activity; semaphorin receptor binding; neuropilin binding. Bases 471 to 2789 code for a protein of 772 amino acids. The record is from RefSeq and is a predicted model, not a curated record.